AUGUACAAAGGAUGCGAUCUCAUCGACCUGAAUCCCGGCGUCUGUUUAUGGUCGCAGAAGCUGCAUGACUUCCUCCAACCGCGGACGCAUGUGCUCUUUGAACCCACCCCUUCCAUGUGGAGCGACUAUCAACGACCUUUGCUGGACAAGCCAGGCUCGACAUACAGGCUCUUUCAGAGCGAUAUCAAGGACAAGGACGCGUUUGAUGGAUUGUUUAGGAGUGACAUUCUUCCCCGUCAAAACCCCGUUGAGCCGCAGAGCUUGGAGGCUCGGCAACCGAACAACAACUUGCUGGUCACCGGUUCGCUUAUGUGGGACCCCAAAGCCAAAGGCAUGGCAUAUGAUUCCCUGGGCAAGCAGCUGCUGGUGCACUUGACCGAAAGUGCUUUGACCAACGAGCGCUACCACAAAUACGGACCGGUACGCUCGCUCUUGUGGAUGACCGAGGAAGAUUUCAAGGGCGCUGUACCUCGAUCCCACUACAUGUACGGCAAAUACUCGUUCUUCGUGAAUUACCUAGCCAAAACCGUCCAGGUGGUAACGCCUAGACAUGCACCGAAGGGCCCUGCCUAUUCUACGAUUGGUCGUCUACCACAAUAUGAGAUCCAGAGCGUGAUUCGCGCGAUGCAGCGUGGUCAGGACAACGGGAUGGAACUUCCCAAGCAUCGUCGAGAUUGUGUUCACGAAAUGGCCGACGAGAUAGCGCAGUGCAACAUAGAGCGGGGAAAGGCUGCCGAUGCUCGGCUGUCUACGGUCGAGAUGUUCCAGUAUCUGGAAAAGCGGGUGCGCGAUGGGAAGUCAACAGUUGGAAUCGAUUACGAACAGGACAUCAGGACUAUUAAGGCCCUGAUGAAUUUAGAAAACAAUCCUCAUCUUCGCAUGUGCGAAAACGAGAAAGGCCAACUAAGAGCAAGCGCAGAGGGUCGAAGAGUCACCCAACGCAAGGCUACGCUAAAAUCAAACCGGAAGCAGAGAAUCCAGGCUGGAGAAGUCGCAGAUCGCUUGGAAGAGAUUUUUGAUUGGGAAUGCAGAAUUCUCGCUAUGAAGGACGGUCCGGAUAAAGAGCAUGCGCUCCAGGUGCUGGAAACCAUGAACGAGAAUAUGGAAGCCGCCCUGAUCGACCUCUCGUCGAUAAGACGCACUGGUGCAAUAUCAGAAGCAAACGAGCGCAUUAGCCUCAAGUCACCUGUUCCCCGCCUCCAAUGGGACCAUCGACCAUACGAACCCCUUGUCAUGCACGAGGAUGAGGUCUGGCCCAUGAAGCGCGCUUGCCUGAUUGAUAGCGAACCUCGCCCUUUCCCACCCGGGCGUGGUGCCAAUUGGUGGAGUUGGAUCCUAGACUUUGCAUACGCUCUGCUCCAAACGCCGAACGCCUCUGUGAAGAAAGCGCUCGAUACGAUGCAGCCCGGGGCAUCUUCACUGUGUGACGAAGUAUCGAGUCUGAGGGACCCGAAACGAGGCGGGCGACUAGACCUGGACCAUCUAAAGGUCAGUAUGUUGACGAACGAGAUGAUUACGGAUUUGCACCAAGCGUACAUGGACUGGCCGUUCAGGGACGGUUCGGCGACGCACUCGAGGUAUUUUCAGCUGAAGAUCCGGGGCAGGACAAAUAGGGAUUCGUAA
Molecule: messenger RNA, 1623 nt
Organism: Didymosphaeria variabile
Lineage: Eukaryota; Fungi; Ascomycota; Dothideomycetes; Pleosporales; Didymosphaeriaceae
Exons: 1
Coding region: 1-1623 (540 amino acids)
Biological process (GO): transcription initiation at mitochondrial promoter
Cellular component (GO): mitochondrial matrix; mitochondrial DNA-directed RNA polymerase complex
Molecular function (GO): mitochondrial transcription factor activity
Source: RefSeq, a predicted model, not a curated record